Halteromyces radiatus is the source of this 664-nucleotide messenger RNA. Its product is annotated as HIT-like protein. Gene Ontology annotation, biological process: nucleotide metabolic process. NCBI's taxonomy places the organism in Eukaryota, Fungi, Mucoromycota, Mucoromycetes, Mucorales, Cunninghamellaceae. Gene Ontology annotation, molecular function: catalytic activity. The transcript has 7 exons. The coding region runs from base 64 to 567 and encodes 167 amino acids. The record is from RefSeq and is a predicted model, not a curated record.
CCCUAUCAUUUUUUUUUUUUUUUUGUUUCUCUUUCUUUUUUUUUUUUAAUAGACGCGACCCAAAUGAAACCACUUUAUUCUUUUUCUCUAUUAUCUUCUACUUUUAUAAAACGUACGCCAUUCUUUUAUUCAACAACGCGUACAAUGUCAACACAUACUCAUUUGACUGAUGAAUGUGUCUUUUGCAAGAUCAUCAAAGGUGACAUUCCUUCUUUCAAACUAGUGGAAACAGAUAAAUGUUAUUCAUUUAUUGAUAUUGAACCUUUAAGUGAUGGGCAUUCGCUGGUGAUUCCAAAAUAUCAUGCUGAAUUUAUGCAUCAACUUCCUGAUGAAUAUUUGACUGAUAUUCUUCCAAUUGCCAAACAAAUAGCAAAAGCCGCCAAAUUUGAACAAUAUAACGUACUUCAGAAUAAUGGAAAACGGGCAAAUCAGGCUGUUCCUCAUGUUCAUUUUCAUGUCAUCAAUAAACCGAAUGCAACUACUGGUGUGGGACUUACUUGGAAACCUAUCAAUACCAGUAUGGAUUCUAUCAAAGCUCAUUACGAAGAAAUCAAAAAGAACUUGUAAUCAAUUAAUAUGUAUCGUUUUUUAAAGUUUCAGAUUGUUCAUGCUUGUCGGGGGUUUGAUUUAUUUGAAAUAAAAAAGUUUUCUUUUUUUUUUAUCA